Messenger RNA from Linum tenue, 1500 nucleotides. The record is from the annotation of a GenBank genome assembly. NCBI's taxonomy places the organism in Eukaryota, Viridiplantae, Streptophyta, Magnoliopsida, Malpighiales, Linaceae.
UAUAGUUCGAUAAAAUAUGGAGAAAAAAAAGCCCUUUAUAAGAGUGUCCUGUGUUCUUGUAUAUGUACAUAAGAAUCAUGUCAAAAAUUUAGUGACAGUAUCAAACUUAGUACACAGAUUAUUGUACUGUCACUUUCUUCAGUCUGUACAUCAAAGACUCAAUAGAUCUCUGUAUUCUAACUCCAUCACUCUCCCUCACUUGCUGGGAUGCCUCCCUCAAGCUCCGAAUCCCACGUCCCAAGCUGGCAAUUGAACGAGCCGAAGGGAAAGAUUCAGCAACACAUUCAAUCCCAUCUCCACACAUGAGCAACCCAGAAAGGGUCAUGAUGCUCCCUCCGAAUGUAGCCCAAGGCAGGAACCCGAUAGGCCUGACUCUUCGUUUCCUCAUUAUCUCGUAGAAAGCCGUUCUCAUGGCUGAAACGCUGGUCUUCUCGACGGAGGUUAUGAUCCCAUGGGCCACUGUUCGGAUCUUCUCGGCAGAGACAGCUGCCUUGGUUGGCCCGCUCUUGGUCAAACCGAACGACAUUACCUUCUGGGUUUGGGUAAGCACGAGCUUGAGUGAAGCAGGGAACUUGAAACUCACGACCUUCAUGAAUGUCGAUGCAGGGACCACUUUGGAAAGAGACGAGACUCCAACAACAGCUGUCGCCCCAGCGCCAACUGCUACCACCGGUUUGUUGGGGAAUAGCCACCAUCUCUUGUUGUCAUCCUCCUGGUUCGAAGCUUCCCCUCGAGAGUUACAAUCCGUGAUGAGUUGUCCGAUUAGGCCUUUGAUUUCAAGAGAGCAUGAGCAAGGAGUGCUUGAGACUUCUCUUCAACUGGGAGAUCUGAGAAGUUGGAGUUUGAUUUCUCAGGCUGCCUCAAUUUUCCCAUUGGUAAACGACCAGCAUUGUUUAGGGCAAUUCUUAAUCCUUCAACGGCUAUCCGGAAGGUCAAGAAGCAAUGGGUAUAUGGAUUGAGCAAAUGCUGGCACCAGGAAAGUGGUUUCUGGCUCGAUUCCUUUCGACACUGAAACAGAAGAGCCUGUCUUUGGUAGAGCUGCAUCCAUGUUGGAACGCAAUAGCAUUACCAUCUUCGACUGGACAUCAGAAAGGGGUAAUCUUUUUGGACUCGAGGAGACAAUUGAAGCUGCCUGGUGAGGGAUCAAGCUGCUGACCAGUCGUUCAACCGUGCCUGGUUUGUCAGCUUCGUGAGUAGGAUCCGCCAUGGUGAGGUUUCUUGUGCAGGGUGCCUCAAGUACAAAGAAUGAUGAACCAAUCUCUUUGGCAGUCUUAUUGGCAGUCCAAAUGUGGGCAUGAAAACCAACCCCAAAUAUUUCCCUCAACACUAAGUUGCCUGCUAUGCUUUCAUACUUCUCCUUAUUGAUCUUCUGAAUGAAACAUUGUUUAAGUACACCAAAUGAUGAAGUGGGGACCAAAUCACCAUUGUUAGCUGCCAACUGAUUCUCUUCUAGAAGAGUUUCAAGGACAGUUGGAUCCCCAACCUGAGAGAUAACAGCUU